AUGAGGGCCGUGGGCGACCCCACUCCCGGGGUGCGUGGGCUGUGCUUCGUCAAUGUGACCUUUACCGCCGCAAUCGUCCUGGACCUGUCGAGCUUCGCCGCGCCCCAGCAGACCCUCAACAUUACGCUGCUGCAGUGUGUCUUUAUUGGCCUGUCGAUCAAGGGGAGUGGCGAGCGCGUGUACGUGAACGUGACGUCCUCGCUGUUGGAUUCGGGGCAUCUGCAGUUCUUGGGUUCUUUUGGUGCGGGCUCCCAGAUAUUGCUGGCAGGCAGUGUGAUCUUGGCGACAUCGCACCACGCCGUUUACUUCCCGACGUUUUCUCUUGGGGUGAAGUCGACUCUGCUGCUGCUCGACAACCGGAUCAAGGCGAGUAAUUACGCCGUCAACUUCCCCGAUGGGCUUCUCAUUGAUGGGGGCGGGGUCGUGAUGAAGGGAAACACGCUGAGGGUAACAGACAAGAGCGCGACGGCAAAUUCCGCCGUGUAUGCGGACGCUGUUGGUGUGAAGAACGGUGGCUACUUUGACGUCGAGAACAACACGAUGAGCGGAGCUCAAGGUAUCUAUAUUUAUAUGGGGUUUGCCGUGAGCUCCGCGGGGCUGCUGAGAGUGGCGGACUGCACCUUCGUCGGCAGCGCCUAUGCGUCUUAUACUUCGCUGUUGUAUGUCUCGUCCAGAAAAUUUAACCUCGAGAGUGGUGGGCAGUUGCGUGUGGAGGACAACAACGUGAGCACAGCCUCGGUAUUUUCUGUGGCAGAUGCCUGGUCACCCCUUAGGCUCUCGGGCAGCGGCACUACUGUGGUGUUUGCACGCAACCGUCAGGCGGACGCGAGUAAAUCAUUUGUUGGUGGUAAUUUAUCACUCAGAGUGGUGAUGACUUCACCCGCGCAGUUUUUGGCGGGGUGCAACCUGCAGGGCGAUGAGGAGGCGUCGUACGGCAAUAGGUUUCCGAAGUCGUUGCAGUUCAGCUGCGGCACAUGCAAGGACGAAGCGGCGUGCUACAUGCCCGGGACGGAGUCGGUGGACGGCGGUUCGUGCUCGUGCAGCUGCAAAGACGGACGGCAUGGCGCGUCGUGCCUUCCCUUCGAGGUGCCCGACAUCGUUGUGCCGCCAUUAGCGGAGAGAGCCGUCGACGACAACACGAGCUGCGUGGUGGGCCAGACGCUGACGGAGCUCACGCUGGAGAUGUGGAAGACGCACCACUGCUACGUGGGUGUGACGUUCAGUGGCGAGAGGGCUGUGCUGACGUUUUAUUUUUCUCGUAUGCCGCUGCAUCUCCCCAUCAACAUCACCUUCUCUGGAUGCACAUUUUUGGGCGGGGCCGCGCUGCUGUUUGUCGGAGAUAAUGAGGCGGCCGAGUCCGCCGGCGUGCUGAUCCGCGUGAGCCAGACGGUGAUGAAGUCCUCCGUUGUGGCUUUUUCAGGUUCCCCGCCGCAGCGUUGCGACAUCGCCGUCACGGGGGUCGACGCGGUGCAGUCCUCCUCCGUCUAUUUGCCGGAGGUGGGAUACAGCUACGCUAGCGUGGUGCUGCUGCAGGAGGUCUUGUUGACUGCCUCUUCGCUGUUGGUCAGCGACGUCAAGGCGCGUGCGUCAGUUGGUUUUUUUGCCGACUGGUCUUCUGUUUUCCCAGCAACUGACGUUGUUGAGAGGCAGCUCGCUGUACGUGCGGUAUUGCAGCUUCGAAAAAUACACGUACAUGGUCUACACGUAUCGGCUGAGUGUCAGUGA
Trypanosoma rangeli is the source of this 1725-nucleotide messenger RNA. Its product is annotated as dispersed gene family protein 1 (DGF-1). Bases 1 to 1725 code for a protein of 574 amino acids. The record is from RefSeq and is a predicted model, not a curated record. The transcript has a single exon. NCBI's taxonomy places the organism in Eukaryota, Euglenozoa, Kinetoplastea, Trypanosomatida, Trypanosomatidae.